AUGAGCGCAUCUUUGAAUUACAAGUCUUUUUCCAAAGAGCAGCAGACCAUGGAUAACUUGGAGAAGCAACUCAUCUGUCCCAUCUGUUUAGAGAUGUUCACGAAACCCGUGGUCAUUCUCCCCUGCCAGCAUAACCUGUGUAGGAAAUGUGCCAGUGACAUUUUCCAGGCCUCUAACCCGUACUUGCCCACAAGAGGAGGUAGCACUGUGGCCUCGGGGGGCCGAUUCCGUUGCCCAUCCUGCAGACACGAAGUGGUUUUGGACAGACAUGGGAUCUACGGGCUUCAGAGGAACCUGCUGGUGGAAAAUAUCAUUGACAUCUACAAGCAGGAGUCCACCAGACCAGAAAAGAAGUCCGACCAGCCCCUGUGUGAGGAGCACGAAGAUGAGCGCAUCAACAUCUACUGUCUGAACUGCGAAGUGCCCACCUGCUCUCUGUGCAAGGUCUUCGGGGCGCACAAGGACUGCCAGGUGGCUCCCCUCACUCACGUGUUCCAGAGGCAGAAGUCUGAGCUCAGCGACGGCAUUGCUGUCCUUGUGGGAAGCAAUGAUCGGGUCCAGGGAGUGAUCAGCCAGCUGGAGGACACCUGCAAAACGAUCGAGGAAUGCUGCAGAAAACAGAAACAGGAACUUUGUGAGAAGUUUGAUUACCUGUAUGGCAUCUUGGAGGAGAGGAAGAACGAAAUGACCCAAGUCAUCACCCGAACCCAAGAGGAGAAGCUGGAACAUGUCCGUGCUCUCAUCAAAAAGUACUCUGACCAUUUGGAGAACGUGUCAAAGUUGGUUGAGUCAGGAAUACAGUUCAUGGACGAGCCGGAAAUGGCAGUGUUUCUGCAGAAUGCCAAAACCCUGUUACAAAAAAUUUCUGAAGCAUCGAAGGCAUUUCAGAUGGAGAAAAUAGAACAUGGUUAUGAGAACAUGAACCACUUUGCAGUCAACCUCAGUAGAGAAGAAAAAGUAAUACGCGAAAUUGAUUUUUACAGAGAAGAUGAAGAUGAAGAAGGAGGAGAAGAAGGGGAGGGAGAGGGAGAAGAGGUAGUAGAAGUGGAAGAGGCGGAAAAUGUUCGAACAGAGUCAUCAGGAGGAGAUGAAACCCCAGAGAAAGGUCUGGAGUCCCGUCCGCCCACCUCAGAGCUCCAGGCUGCCCCAGAGCCUCCCCCAGCCCUGCCACCCGCUGCGGAUGCCCCGGUGACACAGGGGGAGGUUGUACCCACUGGCUCUCAGCAGACCACAGAGUCUGAAACUCCAGUCCCUGCAGCAACGGACACUGCGGAUCCCUUGUUUUACCCUAGUUGGUAUAAAGGCCAAACGCGGAAAACCACCACAAACCCACCUUCCACCCCAGGGAGCGAAGGUCUGGGGCACGUAGGGCCUUCAGGUUCUGAGGAUCCGAAUGUGCGGAAGGCAGAAGGGGCAGAAGCCGCAGCCAGUGAGAGGGCAGCAGUGAGUGGUAAGGAAACUAGCUCACCUGCGGCUACUUCUCAGACUGGAUUUGAGGACACUCCCCUCCAGGGACAGGCCGCAGCUUCAGGGAGUGGGAAUGGAGCUGAUUCUCAGCCAGCUCGCCAUGUCUUCUCCUUUUCCUGGUUGAACUCCCUGAAUGAAUGA
Molecule: messenger RNA, 1608 nt
Organism: Globicephala melas (long-finned pilot whale)
Lineage: Eukaryota; Metazoa; Chordata; Mammalia; Artiodactyla; Delphinidae
Gene: TRIM55
Product: tripartite motif containing 55
Biological process (GO): protein ubiquitination
Cellular component (GO): cytoplasm
Molecular function (GO): ubiquitin protein ligase activity; zinc ion binding
Source: RefSeq, a predicted model, not a curated record